AUGUGGGAAACAGUUCACACGAAAUUCUCACAAAGAAAUAAUGAGGUACAUUUAUAUGAACUUCAGAUAAAAUCCAUGUCCACAAUUCAAGGAAAUAAAUCUGUGAUGGAAUAUACAGGAGAAUUGAAAAAUUUAUGGCAGGAAAUUGAUUAUUAUCUUAGCAUUGAUACAGAAAAAUCUGCAGAAAUUGUUUUCCUACGACAUUUUAUAGAACGAAGAAAGUGUUUAAAUUUUAGGCUGGACUUAAUUCUGUUUUUGAUCAAGUCAGACAACAGAUUUUGAGUCGUGAAAGGAAAUGUGAUUUGGAUGAAGCUAUUUCCAUCAUUUUAAAUGAGGAAACUCGUCGGAAAUUAAUGUUGUCAGUGCCUAAAGUUGACAAUACUGCAUUUAUGAUUAAACAGGGAGAAAUUAUGAAGAAAGCCUCAGGUCAAGCUAAACAGCCCCAGCAUGGCCAAGGAAGAAAUAAGAAGACUGAUUUUCGUGAUAAUCUGUGGUGUACAUAUUGCAGGAAAGCUUGUCACACUAGAGACAUAUGUUAUAAACUACGCGUGGUAAACCAUAAAAUUUUGGCACUGAAAAAUAUGGCAGUCAAUCACAUUUGGCAGCAGGAUUACCAACUAGUCAUUCUUCAGAUUCCCGAAUCAAUCAACAUUCUUUUCUCCUCAAAUUGAGGAUAUAGAGCGACUUCGAAUUGAGUUAGAAAAACUGAAGAUGACAGUGACACAAUUCUCAUCAAUUCAACCUGGUAUAUUUCACCACUCUCUUGGAGUUAGAGUUUCUUCUAGAGAUAUUUUUAAUAAUUGGGUAGUGGACUUAGGUGCAACGGACCACAUGACCAACUCCCUCAGCCUUUUCACCAAAUACAACCCCUGUCCUAGUGACAGAAAAGUGACCACUGCAGACGGAACCUUUCUAACCGUCGUAGUUAUAGGAGUCAUUUGACUUGAACCUCUAGGGGUUCUUACUAAUGCUCUUCAUGUCCCCAAGUUAUUUACAAACCUCAUUUCAGUUAAAAAACUUGUUAGAGACUCACCUUAUCAUGUCUUUUUUGAUGAAGAUGUCUGUGUCAUAUUUGAUAUAAGGUACAUCAUCGGAGAAUUGGAGUUGUUAGAGAGUGUGAAGGUCUUUAUCUUUUAGAAGGACUAAGCUAAACACAUUUAGUGGAAGCGGAUCAAUCUCUAGAACCUCUAGAAUAUGCCCUUAAGAUACGAUUACUUCGCCAACGGAUGGGUCAUCUAUCCUUUUUCCUACUUUGUUUCGAAAGGUGUCAUUGGACAGUCUUAAAUGUAAUGCGUGUAACCUUUCUAGACACACGAACUUCAUUUCAAUCUCAAGGGGAAAGGAGUGAUGUUCCUUUCUUCCUAAUUCAUAGUGACAUUUGGGGACCAUGUCCCAUUAAUAACAUUCGUGGUAAUAAAUGGUUUGCCACUUUCAUUGAUGAUUGUACAAGAUGUAUGUGGGUCUUUCUUCUCAAACAAAAAUCCGAUGUGUGUGAUGUUCUGAAUUUUUUUUGUGCCAGGAAAAAAAAUAAGUUUGGCACUAGUAUUAAAAAAUUCAGAUCUGAUAAUGUUAAAGAGUGUUUUAGCCAAAAUCUGAAUUUAUACUUCCAAACAGAGGGCAUCAUACCUGAAUCCUCUUGUGUCUAUACCCCACAUAAGAACAGUUUAACUGAAAGAAAAAAUGGUCAUCUUUUAGAAGUCACUCGAUCAAUUUUAUUUCAGCAUCAUGUACCUAAAGUUUUUUGGGGGGAGGCUGUUCUAACAGCCACAUACCUCAUCAACCGAUUACUAUCCAGAACCUUAGGCUUCCUCAGCCCGUUAGAUUCAUUAGCCAAGUUUUUCCCAGACCAUCAACUUAAAACUAGGCUAGAACCUAAGACAUUUGGUUGUCUCUUUUGUUCACGUUCAUAA
Messenger RNA from Spirodela intermedia, 1910 nucleotides. The record is from the annotation of a GenBank genome assembly. Lineage: Eukaryota; Viridiplantae; Streptophyta; Magnoliopsida; Alismatales; Araceae.